AUGACCCAAGAACAAGUCGCCCCCGCCGCCCCCGCAACUCCCAAUCCUCCCCACGAUCCCUCCCACGAGGAGCACCAGUACCUUGACCUGAUCCGCAACAUCCUCGUGCAAGGCGAAUUCCGCCCCGACCGAACCGGCACCGGCACGCGAGCCAUCGCCUUCCCAAACCAACUCCGCUUCUCUCUCUCCAAGCCGAAUCCCGAAGGCGAAGCCCCGAUCCCCAUCCUCCCCCUCCUCACAACGAAGCGGGUAUUCCUGCGCGCCGUGAUCGCCGAGUUGCUGUGGUUCAUUUCCGGCUGUACAUCUUCUCUCCCGCUUUCUGAGGCUGGAAUCAAAAUCUGGGAUGGGAACGGCAGCCGCGAGUUCCUUGAUAAGGUUGGACUGGGUCACCGCGAGGAGGGCGACUUAGGCCCCGUGUAUGGGUUCCAGUGGCGGCAUUUCGGGGCCGAGUAUCAGGAUGCCAAGGCGGAUUAUACGGGACAAGGUGUUGAUCAGCUGAAAGAUGUUGUGGACAAGAUUAUGAACUCGCCUUUCGAUCGUCGCAUUAUUAUGUCUGCGUGGAAUCCCGCUGAUCUGAAAAAGAUGGCUUUGCCUCCGUGCCAUAUGUUUGCGCAGUUCUAUGUCUCGUUCCCGCCGACUAUGAAGAUUGAUGAGAAGACGGGUCGGCCAAAUGAGAAGGGGACUCUGUCUUGUCUGCUUUAUCAGCGUUCUUGCGAUAUGGGUCUCGGUGUUCCGUUCAACAUUGCUUCGUAUGCCCUUCUUACUCAUAUCCUAGCUCAUGCUGCGGAUCUUCACCCUGGUCAGCUGGUUCAUACUAUGGGCGAUGCCCAUAUUUAUCUUGAUCAUAUUGAUGCAUUGAAUGAGCAGUUGACUCGUGAGCCGACUGAGUUCCCUGAGCUGCGAAUCAAGCGUGAGGACCGGGGUAGCGCAGUUAUUGAUGGGUGGAAGGAGGAUGAGUUUGAGGUCAUUGGAUAUAAGCCGCACAAGAUCAUCAAGAUGAAGAUGAGUGCGUAG
Messenger RNA from Penicillium argentinense, 1014 nucleotides. Its product is annotated as thymidylate synthase. The coding region runs from base 1 to 1014 and encodes 337 amino acids. Gene Ontology annotation, cellular component: cytosol; mitochondrion. Gene Ontology annotation, biological process: dTMP biosynthetic process. The transcript has a single exon. The record is from RefSeq and is a predicted model, not a curated record. Gene Ontology annotation, molecular function: thymidylate synthase activity. NCBI's taxonomy places the organism in Eukaryota, Fungi, Ascomycota, Eurotiomycetes, Eurotiales, Aspergillaceae.